Antechinus flavipes (yellow-footed antechinus) is the source of this 2175-nucleotide messenger RNA. It is a transcript of the gene RAB3D, whose product is annotated as RAB3D, member RAS oncogene family. The transcript has 5 exons. The coding region runs from base 601 to 1263 and encodes 220 amino acids. The record is from RefSeq and is a predicted model, not a curated record. Lineage: Eukaryota; Metazoa; Chordata; Mammalia; Dasyuromorphia; Dasyuridae. Gene Ontology annotation, biological process: protein secretion; protein localization to plasma membrane; regulation of exocytosis. Gene Ontology annotation, molecular function: GTPase activity; GTP binding. Gene Ontology annotation, cellular component: endosome; plasma membrane; synaptic vesicle.
UCCAUCCCCUCCUUUCUCUCUACAAACUGGUUCUUCCAGAUGAGAGCAGGUCCUGCCUGGCCCCGGCGGGGCUUGGGCCUGGAGUAUUAGUGGCGGGGCCAGGGAGUGGGAUGAAGGGCUACAGCUAGCCUCCCUGCCCCGCAGGCUCCCUCGGGACACCCCCCAUCUCCACCGCGCAAACAAGCAGCAUUUUAUUAAGCAUCCACGUCCGAGCUUGGGCUGUGCACUGGAGAGGGGAAGACAAAAAAGGAAACCGUCCCUGUCCUCCAGGAGCUUCCAUUCCACCCGGGGGAGGGGGAUAUGUCCACGGCUGCAUCGUAAUCACUAGGAACUGUACAUCACCUGGCCGUCCUUUCAUGGCCCAAGAAAAAGUCACCAUCCCUCUUUUAAGAACAAGUUCGUCAGGAGCCUCACCUUCUAACCUGGGGAAGAAUGGAGCGAAACUUCGGGGAAACUCAGAAAUCUUCUUGCCUCCCCCCAAGUUCCCAGCCCCCAACCCAAACCUAGUGCCGGUGGGCAGAGGGGCGGGGGGAAGGGCUUGGACUGGGGAACCCGGCAAUCUCCAUAACCAUGGGUGCCUGGAAGUGCGGUCUCUUCUGAAUGAUGGCCUCAGCUGGAGACCCCCACGUUGCCCAGAAAGAUGCUGCCGACCAGAAUUUCGACUACAUGUUCAAGCUGCUCAUCAUUGGGAACAGCAGCGUGGGGAAGACCUCCUUCUUGUUCCGAUAUGCCGAUGAUUCUUUCACCUCGGCCUUUGUCAGCACGGUGGGCAUUGACUUCAAAGUUAAGACUGUCUACCGAAAUGAAAAGCGGGUCAAGCUGCAGAUCUGGGACACUGCAGGGCAGGAACGCUAUCGGACCAUCACCACUGCCUAUUACCGGGGUGCCAUGGGCUUCCUGCUGAUGUAUGAUGUCUCAAACCAGGAAUCCUUCAAUGCUGUCCAGGACUGGGCCACACAGAUUAAGACAUACUCCUGGGAUAAUGCCCAGGUCAUCCUCAUUGGGAACAAGUGCGAUUUGGAAGAUGAGCGGGUCGUGUCCACAGAAGAUGGCAAGCACCUCGCUGAUGACCUAGGUUUUGAGUUCUUCGAAGCCAGUGCCAAGGACAACAUCAACGUGAAGCAGGUCUUUGAACGCCUGGUGGACAUCAUCUGCGAGAAGAUGAACGAGAGCUUGGAAGCGGGGCCGGGAGCCGUGGGCAACAGCAAGGGCGCGACGCUCGGCGAGGGGCCCCCUGCCCAGGCCGGCAGCUGCAGCUGCUAACGCUGGGCCCCCGCCCCUCUUCCUGCCGGGUUUUACGGCUGCCAGAAGUCAGGAGCAGCGAGAGCCAGUCCCGGGGCACCCCCUUUCUCCCCCCGCGGGGACUGCGGCCCACUCAGGGCCUCCGCUUCUGCCCCCCGUGCCUGUGGAACUCUGCUCCUCAUUUCUCCCUCGGAGCCUGCCUGCCCACUCCCCCAGAGAGCCCGGCCCUCCCGGAUCCACCCGGAGCCCGUGGAGAGCAGGCCUUGGUGCUGGCUGGGCCUGGUGUUGACUGAAGGCCCGGGAGAUCGGAUGCGCCCCCGACAUUUCCCUGUUUGGGGGAGUGGUGGGAUGGAGGUGGGCAUUUAAUAGGCUGCGGCCCCAGCCAGUUGGAUGAACAACUAGCGAGGAAGAAGGGAGGAAAGGCCCCACUCAUUACAGCAUCAAUCAGGAGCAUUUCCUAAAUCUACCAGAAAGUCCACGGAUGGCAGGUGGGCCUCCCCUCGGAGUUUCAAAGGGGUCCCUGUGAGGGGUAAGCCCCACUGACCAGAAGGGGCAGCCAGUGUCCCCCGCAGAGGAGCUGACGGGAGCAUGUGUUCCUAGGCCUUCGCCCCCUCUUGUCCCACACAUCCUCCCUACUGCCUGGGAAAAUACAGAGCAACAAAGUCAAUUUUUUUAGUUCCACUAAAACAUUGGAAACCCAAAAGGGAAAAGUUAGUCCAGUGGUUUCUUCUCACUUCGGAGACAUGAAAAGUGCCUUUCAAGCGACACAAUUGUCAGUUGUUUUCAUUUAUCCCCAUUAUGGUCCUGCUUUCAUUCCAUCCCAUCUCCCCAAUCCCCGUGAAGAUUUCAUUAUAGAACCGUGGAUAGCGGGAAUGGGUGGAAAAUCACAUUUUUAACACAAAAGUCUUGAGUUUAAUAAAAUAAUGGACAUUU